This is a messenger RNA of Hibiscus syriacus, 1866 nucleotides long. RefSeq names its product serine/threonine-protein kinase D6PKL2-like. Gene Ontology annotation, cellular component: plasma membrane; nucleus; cytoplasm. Gene Ontology annotation, biological process: protein phosphorylation. The record is from RefSeq and is a predicted model, not a curated record. Bases 97 to 1851 code for a protein of 584 amino acids. Lineage: Eukaryota; Viridiplantae; Streptophyta; Magnoliopsida; Malvales; Malvaceae. The transcript has 2 exons. Gene Ontology annotation, molecular function: ATP binding; protein serine/threonine kinase activity.
UUGAGCUUCAAAUGGAGAUAUGGUGCUGUUUGUAAUAAUUUUGAACUAUUUAUGUGUGAGUUUGAUGAGAGUAUUUGAAUUCCUUCGUCUCCGCUAAUGGCCUCAAAAUCUGGUUCCAAAAUUCCUCCUAAACAGCAACAGAAGACAAACAAAUCUGAGCAGGCUAUGCCCGAAUGCAUUCUCCAAUCUGUAGGGACUGCACCAAAACAAGUUAUGGCAGAGGCUUGUAAAAAGAAAAGGUCACCGAUUCUAGAUCAAGAUGGUUCUGUUGAAUCUUUAACUACGAAAUUGGAGUCAUGCUCAUUUUCAUCAUGUGCUAAAAAAGCAUCAACUGAAGUAGAUUCUUCUGUUUGCAAGACUAAAGAUUCAUUUGAAAUCUUAGCUGAUCAAGAAAAGAAAACAUCAGACUAUGUAAGUGUUAAAAACAGCUCAGUAUCUGCCAAAGUUAGUGAAGGGACUAGUAGUCUUGCCAAGAUAAGUGACCGUCUUGAGAGUGGCAAGAGCAGCAUGUGCAGAGGUAGCACAAGUAGUGAUGUGAGUGAUGAAAGCACAUGCAGCAGCUUUAGUAGCAUUAUCAGCAAGCCUCACAAAGCGAACGACAUGAGAUGGGAAGCUAUCCAGGCUGUCAGAGCAAGAGAUGGGAUUCUAGGUUUGAGCCAUUUUAGACUGUUAAGGAGGUUGGGUUGUGGGGACAUUGGGAGUGUCUAUUUGUCGGAGUUGAGUGGAACUGAGUGUUAUUUUGCAAUGAAGGUUAUGGACAAAGCAUCUUUAGCAAGUCGUAAAAAGCUGCUUCGGGCCCAAACAGAGAGAGAGAUACUGCAAUCUCUUGAUCAUCCCUUCCUUCCUACACUUUACACACAUUUUGAGACGGAGAAGUUCUCCUGUUUGAUAAUGGAAUUUUGCCCUGGUGGAGACUUACACACCCUUAGGCAGAAGCAACCCGGGAAACGUUUUCGUGAGCAGGCAGUAAAGUUUUAUGUAGCAGAGGUCUUGCUAGCGCUGGAAUAUCUUCAUAUGCUUGGGAUCAUCUAUCGUGAUCUUAAGCCAGAAAAUGUUCUUGUGAGGGAAGAUGGCCAUAUAAUGCUCUCUGAUUUUGAUCUUUCCCUUCGUUGCGCUGUCAGCCCAACUCUUGUCAGGACGGCUUCUCUCAAAUCAGAGCCAUUAAGGAAGAACCCAGUUUACUGUGUUCAGCCUGCAUGCAUUGAACCUUCCUGCAUUCAACCAACUUGCGUUGCUCCGACAACUUGUUUUUCUCACCGUCUCUUUUCUAGCAAGUCCAAGAAAGACCGCAAGCCAAAAAACGAAAUUGGGAACCAAGUUAGCCCAUUACCUGAGCUAAUAGCGGAGCCAACCGAUGCUCGUUCAAUGUCAUUUGUCGGCACUCAUGAGUACUUGGCUCCAGAGAUCAUCAAGGGUGAGGGCCAUGGAAGUGCUGUUGAUUGGUGGACUUUCGGGAUGAUCUUCUACGAAACCUUGUUCAGUAAAACCCCUUUUAAGGGAUCUGGCAACCGGGCAACAUAUUUCAAUGUCGUAGGACAGCCUCUUCGGUUUCCAGAAUCACCCUUUGUGAGUUUUGCAGCAAGGGACCUCAUAAGGGGACUACUUGUGAAAGAACCACAACAUAGAUUGGCUUAUAAACGAGGGGCAACCGAGAUUAAGCAACAUCCCUUCUUUGAAGGUGUGAAUUGGGCAUUGAUUCGUUGUGCUACCCCGCCUGACAUUCCAAAGCCAGUCGAGCUUGAACGAGUACCAGCGUCACCAGCAUCAACAAGUGAAGAGGCUGCUGUCAACGCAGCAGCUGCUUAUGAUCAGAAAGGUUCAGACAAUUAUUUGGAGUUCGAUUUCUUUUAGCACUUUUUGCCAUUA